This is a messenger RNA of Dibothriocephalus latus, 1521 nucleotides long. Lineage: Eukaryota; Metazoa; Platyhelminthes; Cestoda; Diphyllobothriidea; Diphyllobothriidae. The record is from the annotation of a GenBank genome assembly.
AUGGAUGAACGAAGUUUUCUUUCUUAUUUCUUACUGUGUGCCUCUAUUCCUUUUACUAAGCUCUUUCGCGGAAACCGAAUAGUGAAAAGUUCUGCAACAGAUGUCGAUAUCUUUGUUUCUCCCAAUUGCCCCCCUCUGGCGGAAAUUCGUGAGGACAUCAAGAUCUACUAUGAUCGAAUUUGGAAGUCAAAUGACAAAAAGCGUAGGCUUCGAGUGAAUCCGGAUCUCUGUCCAAAUGUCGCCAUUCUCCGACUGUUUCCAUCAAUUUCAGCAGAAACCGUGAGAGCUUUCUUCCAACCUCCCGUAGAAGGUGUGAUCCUUCAGACCUACGGCGCGGGAAAUGUACCCUCAAACAACGAGGAACUGAUUGAAAUCCUACGAGAGGCCAGUCUGGAUAGAAAAAUCCUUAUUCUUAACACAACACAGUGCUGGAGAGGGACAGUACUUGGCGUGUACGCGACGGGAGCCAUUCUCAACACUGUCGGUGUAGUUUCCGGCUGCGAUAUGACACCCGAAGGGGCCCUCAUGAAGAUGGCCUACGUGCUGGCUAAAUGGAAGGAUCCCGCCACGCGUCGCCGCAUGCUGGCGCACAGCCUGCGUGGUGAGAUGACAGAACCCAUCUUGGAAACCAGAGUGGGUCUGCAACCCAUCAUAGCUUCGUCCCGCCAAACGACAAAUGUCUCAUUUGAGCACACCCGCGGACUGGGUGAACUCCUUUCCAGCGCCGCUGCCAACAGCCUAACUCCCCAAUGGGCACAAAAAGUGUUCCCUGCCCUUAUGUGUACCGCUGCAGAGACCGACGAUACGGAGACCCUGGAGCAACUCUUCCGAAUUGCCGGCCACUUUGAGGUAAAUGCAUAUGGGCAACAGAGUACUAGCUGUUGUGCCGCGCGGGCUGUGGCGUUUAGCGUCAAUUCUGCCGUCGUAAAUGGCCAGGUCCACUGGGUGUUCCAUAGCAUGUGGUUUGAUGACAGCCACCGGUCACCCCUUCAUCUGGCAGCUGGGGCUGGCUCGAUCGUAGUGUGUCGCCUCUUACUGGAAGGCGGAUCGAAUCCGAACGUUGUCGACAAGUUUGGAUACACUCCUCUCUCUUACGCCAUCCGUAGCAACAACUCCACGCCGGCGCUUAUUUCACUGAUUCGCCAGUACGGUGGAAGACUGCCUGCCUUCACAUCAGCUAAGGCGAAGGAGGCAAACAACGCAGCUAGACUCGGCCUCAUUAGACGUCUACGGCUCUAUAAGCUGGCCGGACUGACUCUCGAGGAAUUGGACGCCGAGGGCCGUGCUGCUCUUCAUACGGCGGUUGUCUAUCGACAGCUGAAUACAGUGCGUUACCUCAUUGCACCCGCUCGAGGCUCCUCGGGUACAAACCUAUAUGAGUCUUCGGAAUUGGAUAUGUUUGAAGUCGACGGCGCCGAGGUAGACCCGCAUCAGAGGACAGGAUACGGAACUACGGCCCUUGAAGAAGCAAAAAAGCGGAAUUUUACCGAAAUUGUCCAGGUCUUAGAAGCCUGCCAAUAA